Molecule: messenger RNA, 1475 nt
Organism: Thalassophryne amazonica
Lineage: Eukaryota; Metazoa; Chordata; Actinopteri; Batrachoidiformes; Batrachoididae
Product: P2X purinoceptor 5-like
Exons: 11
Coding region: 286-1425 (379 amino acids)
Biological process (GO): monoatomic cation transmembrane transport; response to ATP
Cellular component (GO): nuclear inner membrane; plasma membrane
Molecular function (GO): extracellularly ATP-gated monoatomic cation channel activity; purinergic nucleotide receptor activity
Source: RefSeq, a predicted model, not a curated record
CAAGUUUUGCACCAAAAGGUAUAUAUGACAAUCACUGUUAAUCAUUUAUAAUUGCCUUCCUUUGUGGCAUUAUUACCUACAGAAUCACAUGUUGUGUUUCUAUUUGUAGUUCAGAACAAAUGGCUGCCUCUAUUCUUAAUGUGUCUUCAAGUGUGUACCACUUUAUUUAAAGAAAAGGGGACUGGGGCGUACAAGAGACACAAACUACAGACAAUGUGCAGGAGGAGGAGGAGGAGAUGGAGUGAAGACAGCUAGGAGUCUCACAAGACAGUGUGUUCCAACAGGAUGGCUGGCAGACUCCUCACAAGAAGACUCCUCUCCUUAUUUGACUAUAAGACUGAAAAAUAUGUCAUCGCCAAAAAUAAGAAGGUUGGGAUUUUAUACAGAGUUCUGCAGUUAACUAUCAUCGGUUACAUUAUAGGGUGGGUCUUUGUAACCAAGAAAGGCUACCAGGACACAGACGAGGCCAUUCAGAGUUCUGUCAUAACAAAACUAAAGGGAGUCUCUGUGACAAACAACACUGAGUCUGGUCUGUUAGUGUGGGGGCCGGAGGACUACGUCAUCCCACCACAGGGUGAAGCUGUUCUUUUUGUUGUUACCAACUUUUUAGAGACACCAAACCAGAAGCUGACCUAUUGCGCUGAGAGCCCAAAGGUUCUGGAUGGCCACUGUGCAGGUGACAGUGACUGUGAGGAGGGAAUGACAGUAGAUGCUGGCCACGGAGUCAUGACUGGCCGAUGCUUAAGAAUGGAUGGAAACUCCAUGGGUACAUGCGAAAUCUAUGGAUGGUGUCCCGUUGAAAGAAUGUUUAAACCACAAUGGCCUUUGCUGACAAAUGCUGAAAACUUCACCAUCUAUAUCAAGAAUUUCAUCCAGUUUCCCAAAUUCUCAUUUUCAAAGUCCAAUGUUCUUGAAACAACUGAUGACACCUAUUUAAAGAACUGUCGCUACGAUGAGCAGCUCUCCCGCUACUGCCCCAUCUUUCGCCUGGGAGACAUCGCCAAGCGAGCUGGACACAACUUCCAGGACAUGGCAACAUUAGGCGGCUCCAUUGCCAUAAUGAUAGACUGGGACUGUGACCUGGACAAAGGCUACUCUAACUGCCAUCCGAAGUAUCACUUCACUCGGCUGGACAUCAAUGUCUCCAACAAGACCAUUGCAUCUGGAUUUAACUUCAGACACACUCGGUAUUACAAAAAUGCUGUCGGUGAGACUUAUCGAUCUCUAUUCAAAGUCUAUGGUGUGGUAUUUAACAUCAUGGUACAUGGAAAGGCUGGAAUGUUCAGCAUUAUCCCAACAGUCAUCAAUUUAGGUGCAGGACUUGCUUUGAUGGGUGCUGGAGCUUUCUUCUGUGACAUGGUCCUCCUUUACUUAAUGAAGAAGAGAACUUUUUAUCGUGAGAGGAAAUAUGAAGCAUCGAGGUAAUGAUAACCAACACUCAAGUACAGCUGUAAUCAUAUUUUAUCUUUUUCUUU